Messenger RNA from Cylicostephanus goldi, 309 nucleotides. The record is from the annotation of a GenBank genome assembly. Lineage: Eukaryota; Metazoa; Nematoda; Chromadorea; Rhabditida; Strongylidae.
UUUUACGAUCGCUUUUACGAUGACUUCAUGAGAUAUAGCAUACUAGGAGGAAUGUUCUCGGGAGUAUCGGAUAUGACAAUGGCUGCGUCAGCAUUAGGUGCAGGAGCAGUUCAAUCGCAAAUGAUGCAGAAUGCACAAAGCGAACAGCUGACGCAGGAUAUACAGACUCAACAGAACACGACAAGAAAGUCUAGAUCAUGCGUCGCAACAUUCUCGUAUAUGGCUAUGAACGGCUCUCCAGUGUAUAGGUGCGAGUGUUCUGGAGAGAUCUCUUAUCAGUACAAUAGAUGUGUGGCUCCUGGCGGUUAA